Messenger RNA from Gastrolobium bilobum, 828 nucleotides. RefSeq names its product protein WUSCHEL. Gene Ontology annotation, biological process: plant organ development. The transcript is spliced from 3 exons. The coding region runs from base 1 to 828 and encodes 275 amino acids. Lineage: Eukaryota; Viridiplantae; Streptophyta; Magnoliopsida; Fabales; Fabaceae. Gene Ontology annotation, molecular function: DNA-binding transcription factor activity; DNA binding. The record is from RefSeq and is a predicted model, not a curated record.
AUGGAACCUCAACAACAACAACAGCACUCACCAAACGAGGAUGGCGGCAGUGGAAAAGGGGGAUUUCUGAGCAGGCAAAGUAGUACACGGUGGACUCCCACAACAGACCAGAUAAGAAUAUUGAAGGACCUUUACUACAACAAUGGAAUUAGAUCCCCAAGUGCAGAACAGAUUCAGAGAAUCUCUGCUAGGCUGAGACAGUAUGGUAAGAUUGAAGGCAAGAAUGUCUUUUAUUGGUUCCAAAACCACAAAGCUCGAGAAAGGCAGAAGAAGAGGUUCACCUCUGAUGUUCCCAUGCAAAGAGGUGGAACUAAUGCUCCUUGGAAACCUGAAGACCCCAUUCACACCAAGUAUUCCAACAUAUCUGCCGGGAUCACUUCGGCGUCUUCUUCUUCUGCUGAGAUGGUUACUGUUGGUCAGAUGGGUACUUAUGGGUAUGGAUCUGUGCCCAUGGAAAAGAGUUUUAGGGACUGCUCAAUAUCAGCUGGAGGCAGCAGUGGCCAUGUUGGAAGUGCCAUAAACCACAACUUGGGAUGGGUCGGCGUGGACCCCUAUUCCUCAGCCUACGCCACUUUCUUUGACAAAAUAAGGACAACUGAAGAAACCCUUGAAGAAGAACAAGAAGAUGAUAGUGCCCCUGAGAUUGAAACCCUCCCUUUGUUCCCUAUGCACGGUGAGGAUAUCCAUGGCUAUUACAACCUCAAUUCGAAUUCUUCUAACUAUGGUGGUGGCUGGUAUCAGACCGAAGAUGGGUUCAAGAACGUUUCUCGUACUUCCUUGGAGCUUAGUCUCAACUCCUACACUGGCAGAUCUCCAGAUUUCGCUUGA